AUGGACAGGAGACACAAAUAUUUUCACUAUGACAAACGCCUGAAGAUGUUGUUCCUUCUGAUGCUCUUGGUGCAGAAAGCUGUUACUCUGAGCUGCCCUGCGACUGAUGCUUUCCCGAUUCCUCAUGAGUGGUACCAGCCUGGUGAUCUCAUCGGAAGAUCACCUUUCAGCCACUUCCUGCCCAUUCCCAACUCAAAGCUAGCCAGCAUUUUCACUGCUGCCCUCAACUCAGCACCAGAUUCCACCAAGCCACCUGAUAAUAGAUCACAACUCUCUUUGUUGACUUAUGGUUCCUUUGCCCAAGAAGACUUUCAGAUUACUGAGUUAUUUCCACUUUAUUGCAUGGUCCCAAAAGAGGAGCAACAGUACACUGGAUUUAUUCAACUUCUUCUCCAUUUUGGAUGGACGUGGAUUGGACUCUUUGCUUCCGAAAAUAAAGAAGAAUGUUUUUUGCAGAAACUGCAGCCGUUGCUUUCUCAGCACAGAGUCUGUUUAGCUUUCACACAAAAAAUUCCACAACAUAUCCACUUGGAAGAUUUGUCCCAAUUGUUAGAUUCAAUAUCAAUUAUUUCUGAUAAAUUGAUAGAUCCAAAAGCAAAUGCUUUUCUGGUCUAUGGAGAAACAUUGACAAUAGUGUGGCUCAGAAGUGUCAUGUUUCUACGUGAUCCUGAAAAUAAAGAGUGUUCAUUAUGUAAGAAGGUUUGGAUCCUGAUGAAUCCAAUUGAUUUCAUUCUGCUGGGAACUCAAAGGAGUUGGGCUCUCCAGAUGUUCCAUGGGGCUCUUUCCUUUACUGUGCAUACAAGAGACAUUCACGGCUUCAAAGAAUUUCUUCAAGUCAUCAAACCUUCAACCCACAAAGAUGCAUUUCUUCAAGAGGUUUGGGAGCAAUUGUUCAAUUGUUCAUUUUCAAAUACAGAAUUAUCUUCAACGAUGAAUGAAACCUGUAGUGGAGAAGAGAAUUUGGAGAAUCUACCUACACCUCUGUUUGAAUUUCAGAUGACUGGCCAAACCUACAGUAUCUACAAUGCUGUUUAUGCAGUGGCACAUUCUUUGCAUGAGGCAGUGAGAUCAAAAUCCCAACCAAGAGAGAUUCAAAGGGUUGAAUUUCCAAAUCUGCUGCCUUGGCAGAGCAAUGGGAAAAAUGAAGGUUCGAAUCUCGCCAGGCUCAAGGUUGACUCAGCCUUCCGUCCUUCCGAGGUUAUUCCAUUUUCUCAGUGUAAUGACCCUUGCUACCCUGGAUACUGGAAGAAAGGAUUGGAAGGAAAGCAAUUCUGUUGCUACAACUGUGUUCCUUGCCCAGAAGGGAAGAUUUCAAAUGAAAAGGAUAUGGAUGACUGUUUUGAAUGUUCAGAAGAUCAUUAUCCAAAUAAAGAAAAGAAAGGCUGUAUCUUGAAAUUGCUGGUCUUUCUAACUUUUGAAGAAACUUUAGGAAUUGGUUUAUCCAUAGCAAUUCUUUGUUUCUUCUUCUUGACUUCUUGGGUACUUGGAACUUUUAUUAAGCACAGGGAUACUCCCAUUGUCAAAGCCAACAACCGGUCCCUCACCUACACCAUCCUUGUCUCUCUUUUGUUCUGUUUCCUCUCCUCUUUGUUCUUCCUCAGCCAACCUGACAAGGUGACCUGCCUUCUCCGACAACCAACUUUUGGCAUCACCUUCUCAGUGGCCAUUUCUAGUGUGCUGGCCAAAACCAUCACUGUGGUUGUGGCUUUCAUGGCCACUAAACCUGGAUCACAGAUGAGGAAGUGGGUGGGGAAAAGAUUGGCUUUUUCUGUUGUUCUUUCCUGUUCUAUUGUCCAAGUAUGUAUUUGUGUUCUUUGGUUGUCAACAUCACCUCCAUUCCCUGAGUUGGAUAUGCACUCAGAGCUCCAGGAAAUGAUUUUACAGUGCAAUGAGGGAUCAGCUUUCUUCUUCUACUGUGUCUUGGGCUACAUGGGUAUCUUGGCCAUUGCCAGCUUUAUUGUGGCUUUUCUUGCCCGUAAAUUACCUGACAGCUUUAAUGAAGCCAAAUUCAUCACUUUCAGCAUGUUGGCCUUCUGCAGUGUGUGGAUCUCCUUCUUUCCAGCCUAUCUGAGCACAAAAGGCAAAGCCAUGGUAGCUGUGGAGGUCUUCUCCAUCUUGUCCUCCAGUGCUGCAUUACUGGGAUGCAUAUUCUUGCCAAAGUGCUACAUCAUUGUUCUCAGACCUGACCUCAACCACAGGGUGCAUCUGAUAAAGAGGAAUUAG
This is a messenger RNA of Pantherophis guttatus, 2223 nucleotides long. The record is from RefSeq and is a predicted model, not a curated record. Lineage: Eukaryota; Metazoa; Chordata; Lepidosauria; Squamata; Colubridae.